AUGUGAGAUUAUGCAGUAACGCAUGCCUUAUUAAAACACAAGCCAUAGAAGAGAGUUUUAAAAUAGAACUAUUGAUAAGGAUUUUAUCAAUAGUCCUAUUAUUUAAUAGUUUAUAAAUGCUUAUUUUUAUAAAUCUAAGGUGAAUUGCUUUUAACAGUUAUUUAUUUUUAAGACUGAUACAUAAUUAUUUUACUCUUUAUAAGUGAUAUUUAUAAUUCAAGGUUAUUUUUUUAUUCAUCUAAAUAAGCAUCAAUUAUAUUGUCAAACCUUCUGAUUUAUUUUCUGUGAGAAAUAUCUACGUAGAACAUACAUUAUUUUUAUAUGAACGUAAAUAGACAGAGUUGGAAGUGAUCUUAUCAAACUACAAAAAAAGUCGUAUGUCGUUCAAAAAGUGACCUAAAUUCAAGUUCAGUUCACAUAACUACGGAAACAACAGUAUAAUCCAAUGUCUGUUCACUUGUGCAAACAAAUAAUCUAACCUUAUCAUAGAACAAGUAUUUUACAAAUAAUAGUUUUCUUUAUAUUUACCUGCUUUCGCAAAUAUUGUUUCAGUAACUUCUAACCUAUAAGUGUACUAUUGCAGCAGACAGAAGCAGAUAAACUAAGGGUUUGUGCGCCUCUGGGUGUGUGGAUCAUGUCAUCCACUUGCCGAGCAAUGUGAUGAGUAGCUGUGGGAGCACUAGCAUCGGCACAAAGCUAAAAAUCCAAAAGAAUUCAGAAAAAAGUGACGAGACAGUUGUCAUAGAACAACAGGACGACGAAGAAUUAGAGAACAACGAAGCAUUAAGAGACUAUAACGUUGGUGACAUUCUCAGAGUACCAAGAGCCACUCUGUUCAUUUGCCAGAGAAACUCAAGCACCUUCUCAGCUGACCACAGUUUUUCGAGGUUCAAAACCAGAUCCAGUGGUGAACCACGAAAUGAAUUUCGAAUGGCUCGCGGGGGUAUCAGUGGAGACCGUGGGAGAGGUGGAAGCAGCGGCGGGACAAGGGGUCGGGCCUUCAAGAAAACCGUCGUCGAUCGCGAGCCAAAUGCCGAUAGCAGUUACUCGCAUUCUUCAUUGAGACCAAAAUUUCAAGAAUCGCUGAAGAACCAAGAAAACAAGUAUUACGAUGACAAGAAAAUAAAUGAGGAUUCGAGAAUUUCUAAGCUUUUGAGGCGUUUGUGUCGAGAAGAUGACUACGAUCACUUUCUGGCUCUUUGCAAGCAAUUGCAGGAGGGCAUUGUCGCGCCCGAAAAUCAGAGGUACAUCAGGCGAAAUUUGGAUGUUAUAUGCGAAACUCUUAUGCAUAUUUUGUACAGUGGACCGAGUCUCGAAGCAAAACAACAGGUGGCCAAAUGCCUGGGACGCAUUGGCUAGAAGAAGAGAAAGAAGAAUUGGUCGUCGUUGCCAACGAAUGCAUUUAUCUUUUGCUCGGACACCUACAAAGCCGGGUCUCCAAAAACCACGAUCUGUUGUACAAAUUUAUUGAUCUGCAAUUACAGCGUGUCAGUAUCUUCUGGGACGAUUCCAUCGUGUCUAUGCUCAACACCAUAUCCAAAGUAAUUAAAGAGGUCUCGGCCAAUCUGCCGCUGGAUUUAGUGCAUACUCUGUUAGGCAAAAACUCAACCAUCGUGAAGCUGUGUUUUAGAAGCACUGUCGUCAUUCAAAAUGCAGUUUUCGGAGUAUAUCACAGCUUGCUGAGUCUCAAGAAUAUCCCGUUGCUACAGGAGGCUUAUCGUUACAUCCUCGCCGAUUUGGAAAAUUCCUAUAAGACGAUCAUACCCGGAAUCGAGCCUCUUGUACAAGAGAACCGUCUUACAGAUUCGCAGUACCAUAGGAGAAACGCAGAAAUCGUAUUGAUAUUUUUAUUGCGAGCACUUUCUGAUAUUGACCACACGAUCCAUUAUUGUCUGUGGAGAGUCCGUUAUUGCAAUAUCAUAUCUUGUUUUUGCUUUUUACUCAUUGCUCAAGAUACAACCAUUUCGUGCCAAGUUCCAGUUUAAUAACAGGCACAAGUUCUUGCCGUCCGCUGGACAUUUUUUCUGGAACAUUAUAAGUGCCUACAGUCUCGCCGACCAGCGGACAUUUGUCCAUAAUUCUGAAUCUCAUUGCAAAGACUAUUGAAAAUAAAAGAGCACCUGAUCAAACUCUGCUUUUGCUGCUCGACUUGAUACAGGAGAUUUACUUGCAGGCUGAAAAUUAUAUCGGAGUGCUUAGUAAAACUGAAGAAUGUCAAACGGUGGUUUCGAGCUUAUUGGUUUGCGGUGCAACGACUAAUCACAAAGUUUCUAUGGCGGUCUGCAAAAAUAUUGAAAGUUUGCUGAAAGCAAAACAGGUUUCAUGGUCAGAGGAAAUUUAUUCCAAUAUUGUUGACUUGGCUACUCUACACUUGACUUCAUUGGACAAAACUGUCCGUGAAACGUAUGGACAUCUACUCAUGAACAUUCCGCUGAACAUAGUUAUUCCAAAACUGAAUAAGGCUGGCUUACUAUCAGAUGACAAGAAAUUCCGGAACAUACAAAACUACUCGUGCGAAUCUUUAAUUUUGGCACAAAGACUACAUAUGCGAAGCAACAAUGGCGAAAUGCAAGCUCAACAUUUUAAAACUUACAUGGCCUUCCUUUUACUAGAGUAUUACUUCGACGCCUUCGGUUUAUCAGAAGUUUUCAUAUUGUGCUGGCCGACUAUAUCAGAUAACGAAACAAUAGCAAAGAUGUACGAAUUAGCCCUAGCCAACCGCACAUUCCUAUUUUUCUGGGGUGGCUUUGAGGCUGCGCAACACUCCGUACCACCUUGGGUAAACCUCAGGAAACUUUCACAACUAUUGAAGGCGUUCUCAGGACACUGGCGCGUGAGAUUUCCUGUACAGCUGAAAUUCCUAAAAAAGAUAAACGCGGUCUCGACUACUCGCUGCACGAGCAUACGAGAGUCAGACAACUGGUCGAGUUUCUGGAGCAUCUUGAGCGCGUUAUUCAUAAUGCAGCUGAGGGCUGCGCUGUCGCUUUAUUGCCGCACUCCAAGCCUGUACGCACGUUCUUCCAUACCAACAGAUCAACGUGCAAAGAAUGGCUGAAUCGUAUAAGAUUGGCCCUAUGCGUAGUCUCACUGCACGCUGUUUUUGCCACGAAUGCCUUGAGAAAUGGACAGAGACUGCUCGAUGAUCUAUGCACCGCCAACGCGCAGUACAGAGAACAAGCAGUCACGUCAAAAGCUGUACCCGCUAUAGAGCCGAUGACAAAUGAAGCGCCAACGAUUUUAACUAAUCCAGACGAUUUUUCCGGAGAACUAAAUUUUCAACUUUUCAUCAACCGUGACGAGUGCUAUAAAAAAUCAUUUGUGUAUUCAAAGCAACUCCGCAAAGUAUCCCUAAGUAUAAAUAAGGUGCUGCCAGUGCAAUUUGCUUAGCAAAAUAGCUCAUUCAACCUUCGUGUCCGAGCGUGCACGAUCUUUCAGGCUAGCCAUAGUCGCGAUAAACCAGCCCAACGCUGUCGAGCCCACAAGGAAAUCGACUUGGCAGAAAAUAAUCACGUCGAAUCACUGUCAAUGAAAUUUACGUUUGGGACCUACCAAUGAGGUAGCUUGUACCAAGAAGAUACAAAUAA
Molecule: messenger RNA, 3584 nt
Organism: Nasonia vitripennis (jewel wasp)
Lineage: Eukaryota; Metazoa; Arthropoda; Insecta; Hymenoptera; Pteromalidae
Exons: 6
Coding region: 661-1359 (232 amino acids)
Biological process (GO): nuclear-transcribed mRNA catabolic process, nonsense-mediated decay; phosphorylation
Molecular function (GO): protein serine/threonine kinase activity
Source: RefSeq, a predicted model, not a curated record